Molecule: messenger RNA, 1053 nt
Organism: Rotaria sp. Silwood1
Lineage: Eukaryota; Metazoa; Rotifera; Eurotatoria; Philodinida; Philodinidae
Source: the annotation of a GenBank genome assembly
AUGGCCACAGAAACCGUAUGUCCACUUAUAUUGACGACAACAAGUAAUUGUUGUGAACUUGUCAAAUACGUAUAUGAUGUCAAUAUUUCAUAUUUUUUAGAUAAUCCUUCAUUACCUCACGAUGGGAUAUGCGCGAAAUCAAAAUGGAACCAUGAAGGUGUUAUUGUAGUUGGCGGAGACUAUGGGUCUAAUCUGAAACAACUCAAAGCUCCUCAUGGUAUGUUUGUAGAUGAUAAUGAUGCGAUCUAUGUUGCAGAUGGUGCAAACCAGCGAGUGGUGAAAUGGGAGCCCGGAGCUACGGUUUGCCAAGUGGUAGCUGGUGGUAACGGAAAAGGGAAUAACAGUAAUCAGUUUGAAUUUGUAACAAAAGUUGUUGUUGACAAAAAUGGAACCAUGUUUAUAUGUGAUACUUAUAAUCAUCGAGUACAGCGAUGGUUUAAAGAUGCUAAUCAUGGAGAAACAAUUGUUGACGAUAUUUUAUGUUAUGGAUUAGCGAUGGACAACGAAGGAUCAUUGUAUAUCUCUGACCAAGCUGAGGAUAGUGUAGUCAAAUGGCCCGGUAAAGAAAUAGUUGCUGGUGGAAAUGGAAAAGGAUUUGGUUUGAAUCAAUUAAAUGAUCCCAAUCAUUUAUUUGUCGAUCGAGAUAAGUCAGUAUAUGUGGCCAACAACUUCAAUUAUCGGGUAGUGAAAUGGCUUGCUGGUACCAAAGAAGGCAUUAUUGUGGCUGGUGGUAACGAAGAAGGAUCUGCCAAGAAUCAAUUGAGUACACCACAGUCGGUGGUCGUUGACGAUUCAGGCACUGUCUAUGUUCUUGAUUAUGGUAAUGAUCGAGUAACACGUUGGUUUGAAGGUUCUACAUGGGGUAAUAUUAUCCUUGGUCGACCAGGAUGGGGUGAUGAUGCAUCUUAUAUAUCAUGUGCAAAUGAUUUGGUACUUGAUCGACAUGGAAACUUGUAUGUUGUUGAUAAUAUGAAUGCUCGCAUUCUUAAAUUUACUAUCGACAAAAGCGGUUGUUCGGCAGGUAAAUUUUUAAGCUUACUAUUGAUUAACUAA